Messenger RNA from Apaloderma vittatum (bar-tailed trogon), 783 nucleotides. Its product is annotated as C-C chemokine receptor type 9-like. The coding region runs from base 1 to 783 and encodes 260 amino acids. Gene Ontology annotation, cellular component: membrane. Gene Ontology annotation, biological process: immune response; G protein-coupled receptor signaling pathway. The record is from RefSeq and is a predicted model, not a curated record. Gene Ontology annotation, molecular function: scavenger receptor activity; chemokine binding; G protein-coupled receptor activity. The transcript has a single exon. NCBI's taxonomy places the organism in Eukaryota, Metazoa, Chordata, Aves, Trogoniformes, Trogonidae.
AUGAAGGCCAGCCCAGAUGACUACAGGAACGACAGCACGGCGCUGUCCCUGUAUGGAAACCUGGUGAACGACACAUUCACGUGUGACAAGAGGCAGGUCAGGCCGUUCGCAAGAGCCCUCCUACCAGUGUUCUUCUGGCUCAUCUUCUCUGUGGGCACGGUGGGAAAUGCCUUGGUGGUGCUUGUCUGCUGUAAAUGCUGCUUCAGGAGGAGCAUGAUGGAUCGGUACCUGCUGCACCUGGCCAUUGCCAACCUGGUCCUCUUCUUCACCCUCCCCUUCCGGGCCAAGGCUGCCCCUGACGGCUGGAUUUUCAAGAGCUUCAUGUGCAAGGUCAUCAACAGUAUGUACAAGAUCAACUUCUAUGGCUGCAGCUUGUUUCUAACCUGCAUCAGCUUUGACAGGUACAUCACUAUUGUCCAGGCGAUGAAAGCUAAAACUCUGAAGCGAAGGCAGCUGCUGCGCAGCAAGCUCAUGUGCUUGGCUGUCUGGCUCACAUCUGUGAACCUGUGCGUCCCAGAAAUUGUGUACAGCCAAAGCAUGCAGGUGGGUAACGUAGCAGUUUGCAAAAUUACGCACCUGCCAAACGUCAGCAUGAUCUUCAGAGCUACUGUCCUGGCUUCGAAAGUCACAAUAGGAUUCUUCCUCCCACUCCUCGUCAUGGUUGUCUGUUACGCUCUUAUCAUCAAGCCCCUCCUGCAAGCCAAAAGAUCCCAAAAGCAGAAGUCACUGAAGAUCAUCACCAUGACCAACAUCACUUUCCUCAGCAUCCCACCAGUCCCAUGA